Molecule: messenger RNA, 905 nt
Organism: Eurytemora carolleeae
Lineage: Eukaryota; Metazoa; Arthropoda; Copepoda; Calanoida; Temoridae
Exons: 3
Source: RefSeq, a predicted model, not a curated record
AUCUUGAAAGUACAGAUCUUGAAAGUACAGAUCUUGAAAGUACAGAUCAUGAAAGUACAGAUCUUGAAAGUACAGAUCAUGAAAGUACAGAUCUUGAAAGUACAGACCUUAAAAGUACAGAUCUUGAAAGUACAGAUCAUGAAAGUACAGAUCUUGAACGUACAGAUCAUGAAAGUACAGAUCUUGAAAUUACAGACCUUAAAAGUACAGAUCUUGAAAGUACAGAUCUUAAAAGUACAGACCUUAAAAGUACAGAUCUUGAAAGUACAGAUCAUGAAAGUACAGAUCUUGAAAGUACAGAUCAUGAAAGUACAGAUCUUGAAAGUACAGAUCAUGAAAAUCUUGAAAGUACAGAUCAUGAAAGUACAGAUCUUGAAAGUACAGAUCAUGAAAGUACAGAUCUUGAGAGUACAGAUCUUGAAAGAACAGAUCUUGCAAGUACAUAUAUUGAAAGUAUAGAUAUUGAAAGUACAGAUCUUAAAAGUACAGAGCAUAAAAAUACAGAUCUUGAAAAUACAGAACUUGAAAGUAUAUAUUUUGAAAGUACAGAUCUUGAAAGUACGGAUCUUGAAAGUACAGAACUUGAAAGUAUAGAUCUUGAAAGUAUAGAUCUUAAAAGUACGGAUCUUGAAAGUAUAGAUCUUGAAAGUAUAGAUCUUAAAAGUAUAGAUCUUGAAAGUACGGAUCUUGAAAGUAUAGAUCUUGAAAGUAUAGAUCUUGAAAGUACGGAUCUUGAAAGUACGGAUCUUGAAAGUACAGAACUUGAAAGUAUAGAUCUUGAAAGUACGGAUCUUGAAAGUAUAGAUCUUGAAAGUAUAGAUCUUGAAAGUACGGAUCUUGAAAGUAUAGAUCUUAAAAGUACAGAUUAUGAAAGUACAGAUAUUAAAACUAAUAAUGCAGAAUAG